AUGGCGGCACAAGGCAGCUGGGCGCAAGUGAGACAGCAAGUCAGGGUGCAAGAGACACAGACAGAAACCCUCUUCCACAGUUACGCCCAAUACGCCUCCAAAACCGACCUGGAACCCAAACCCAGCGAAGACGAGGUCCGAACUGAAGAACAACUGAACGAAGUACUAGAAAAGCGCUCAGCCCUCCUCCAACAACUCUCCCGCCUGCUGGACUCCGAACCCACCCCACCCUCGGCCCUAAAAUCCACCAACCUAGCCCGCCACCGCGAAAUCCUCCAACAACACCGCACCGAGCUCUCGCGCCUCAAAACCACCAUCUCCACCACCCGCGAUCGCGCUCAACUCCUCUCAAACAUCUCCUCCAACGCCUCCGCCUACCGCGCCCGCGACAACCCCGAAGCGGCAGAGAGCGAGUACAUGCUUGAUGAGCGGCGACGGCUAGAUAAUAGUCAUAAUGUGGUGGACAGCGUGUUGAGUCAGGCGUAUGCGACACAAGAGAGUUUUGGUCUGCAGAGGGAGGGAUUAUUAUCGAUUCAGAGGAGGAUUACCGGGGCUGCGGCACAGGUUCCUGGGAUCAACGGGUUGAUGCAGAGGAUUGGGAGUAAGAAGAGGAGGGAUGGAAUUAUACUUGGGAGUUUCAUUGCGGUGUGUUUCUUGGUUCUGCUGUGGUUCUGGUGA
Messenger RNA from Recurvomyces mirabilis, 678 nucleotides. It is a transcript of the gene GOS1, whose product is annotated as protein transport protein gos1. The record is from RefSeq and is a predicted model, not a curated record. The coding region runs from base 1 to 678 and encodes 225 amino acids. NCBI's taxonomy places the organism in Eukaryota, Fungi, Ascomycota, Dothideomycetes, Mycosphaerellales, Teratosphaeriaceae. The transcript is spliced from 3 exons. Gene Ontology annotation, biological process: endoplasmic reticulum to Golgi vesicle-mediated transport; vesicle fusion. Gene Ontology annotation, cellular component: SNARE complex; cis-Golgi network; Golgi membrane. Gene Ontology annotation, molecular function: SNAP receptor activity.